Molecule: messenger RNA, 2117 nt
Organism: Saprolegnia parasitica CBS 223.65
Lineage: Eukaryota; Oomycota; Saprolegniomycetes; Saprolegniales; Saprolegniaceae
Exons: 1
Coding region: 52-2052 (666 amino acids)
Biological process (GO): ribosomal large subunit biogenesis
Cellular component (GO): nucleolus
Molecular function (GO): RNA binding; GTPase activity; GTP binding
Source: RefSeq, a predicted model, not a curated record
AGGCGGGCGCGGCUUGGAGAGCGUAGAUUUCCGCAUUUGAGUCGAGGCAGCAUGGUCGUCUACAACUUCAAGAAGAUCCAGACCGUCCCGCCGGCCAACGACUUUGUCGACAUCAUCCUCACGCGCACGCAGCGCAAGACGCCGACGGUCAUCCACCCGACGUAUGCGAUCUCGCGCAUCCGCGCGUUUUACAUGCGCAAGGUCAAGUUCACGCAGCAGACGUGCCAGGAGAAGCUGAGUCAGAUCAUUGACGACUUCCCGCGCCUCGACGACAUCCAUCCGUUCUACGCCGACCUUAUCAACAUCCUGUACGACAAGGAUCACUACAAGCUCGCGCUCGGCCAGAUCAACACGGCGCGUGCGCUCAUCGACAACAUCGCCAAGGACUAUGUGCGCAUGAUCAAGUACGGUGACACGCUCUACCGCUGCAAGCAGCUCAAGCGCGCGGCGCUCGGUCGUAUCUGCACGCUCCUCAAGAAGAACAAGUCGUCGCUCGACUACCUCGAGGAAGUCCGCAAGCAUCUCUCGCGCCUGCCGUCGAUCGACCCGAACACGCGCACGCUCCUUGUGACCGGCUUUCCCAACGUCGGCAAGUCGAGCUUCAUGAACAAGGUCACGCGCGCCGACGUCGACGUGCAGCCGUAUGCGUUUACGACCAAGGCGCUGUACGUCGGUCACAUGGACUACAAGUACCUCCGCUGGCAGGUCAUCGAUACGCCCGGUAUUCUGGACCACCCGCUUGAGGAGCGCAACACGAUCGAGAUGCAGGCCGUGACCGCGCUUGCGCAUCUCCAGGCGUCCGUGCUCUUCUUCAUGGACAUUUCCGAGCAGUGCGGGUUCACGAUCGAGCAGCAGCUGAGCUUGUUUGCCAACAUUCGCCCGCUCUUCGCCAACAAGCCGCUGCUCUUCGUCUGCAACAAGAUCGAUCAGAUGCCGUACAUGAACCUGCCCGAGCACCACCGUGGCAUGAUCGAGAGCGCGGUCUCGACGGCCAACGCCAAGAUGUUUUGCAUGUCCAACCACUCGGAAGAGAACGUCUCGGAUGUCAAGAACUACGCGUGCGACGAGCUCCUCAACCACCGUGUCUCGACCAAGGUCAAGGGCAAGAAGGUCGGCGACGUCCUGAACCGCCUCACGGUCGCGAUGCCCGUCGCGCGGGACAGUGUCGUCCGUGAGACGACGAUCCCGGCGUCCGUGCUCGCGGCCCGCGACGAGAGCGCGGCGCCCCGCAAGACGCAGAAGAUGAAGAUGAACGAGAACGGCGGCGCGGGCGUUUACUCGAUGGACUACUCGGAGCACUACGAAGGCAUGCUCAAGAACAACGAGUGGACCAAGGAUGUCAUGCCCGAGAUCUGGAACGGCAAGAACAUUGCCGACUUUAUCGACCCGGAUAUCCUCGCGCGCCUCGAGGAGCUCGAACGCGAGGAAGAGGCCGCCGACGCCGACGCCGAGAUGGACCAGGACGAAGACAUUGUGUCGGAUCUUGACGACGACGACAAGGACACGCUGCGCCGCAUCCGCGAGAAGAAGUCGGUCAUGGUCGCUGAGCACCGCCAAAACAAGAACAAGAACCGGUCCGCGGUGCCCCGCAAGUUUCAGCGCCGCACGAUCGACGGCUACAAGGAGAGCCUCGAGGCCCUCGGCGUCGAUGCGUCGCACGUCCACCAUGCGGAGAAGAAGGCCGCGAAGAAGGCCGUCGACGACGACGCGCGUGGCCGCAAGCGCACGCGCGACGAAGCCGGCAUGGAAGACGUCGACAUGGAAGGUGGCGACGAGAAGGACCACAGCAUGGGCCGCUCGUCCAAGUCGCGCGGCGCGAGCAAGUCCCGCGCGGGCUCGCGCGGCCGCUCGCAGAGCAUGGUGGCGCCCCGCGACGAGUCGGGCUUCCGCGACGAAGCCAUGGCCGAGAAGUCGAUGAAGCUCAUGAAGAAGCAGCAGCGCCAGAUGAACACGAUGGCGCGCGCCGGCGAAGCCGAUCGCCAUGCGACGCCCAAGCUCGCCAAGUGGCAAAACACGGGCAAGCGCGGCAACGGCUCGACCAACUCGAGAUAAACGACUGGCCGCUUGUAUGGUGUAUAGAAGAAGAAUUAAUAAACCGUUUAUUAUUGACAAAAACA